UAACAACUCAAGCUAGGGGGUCAUCAGAGAUGGUGAGCAUUCCGGAGGUGCCCCUGAGCUUAGGCUCCAGGUCCAUUCCACGGGUGGGCAUGGGCACAGCUGCCUACCCCUUUGCACCCGAGAGCACGAAGCAGGCCAUCCUCCACGCCAUCGAACUCGGCUACCGCCACUUCGACACCGCCUCCCUCUACCGGUCGGAGAAGCCUCUCGGAGAAGCCAUCGCCGAAGCCUUGCAGCGUGGCCUCAUCAAGUCGCGAGCCGAGCUCUUCAUCACCUCCAAGCUGUGGUGCAAUGAUGCACACCAUGACCUCGUCCUCCCGGCCCUUCACCAGAGCCUCCAAAAUCUCCAACUAGAUUACCUUGAUCUCUAUCUCAUCCAUUGGCCUAUGCGCUUAAAGCCUGGGGCGUUCACAUUACCUGUUAACGAGGAAGACAUCCUUCCCUUAGACUUGAAGUCUGUAUGGGAGGCCAUGGAAGAGUGCCAAAAGCUUGGUCUAGCAAAGUCCAUUGGGGUUAGCAAUUUCACAACAAGGAAGUUAGAGGAGCUGCUCAGGUUUGCUCGAAUACCUCCAGCUGUGAACCAGGUGGAGAUGAACCCAGUUUGGCAGCAGAAGAAGCUAAGGGAAUUUUGCAAGGAGAAGGGUAUACAUGUGACUGCUUACUCUCCUAUCGGAGGCCAGGACGGCCCAGGGAAUAGGAACCUGGUAAUGGAGUCUGAGGUGCUCAAGGAGAUAGCCAAGGCUAGAGGAAGGACUCUUGCACAGGUUUCCUUGAGAUGGGUGUAUGAGCAAGGGGUGAGCAUGGUAGUAAAAAGCUUUAAAAAGGAAAGGCUGGAAGAGAAUAUCAAAUUCUUCGAUUGGGAACUAAGUGAGGAAGAGUGCCAAAAAAUUUGUCAAAUUCCACAAUGUAAGAAAAUUUCAGUACAGUCUCUACUCUUUCGCAAAGAGUCUAGCAAGUCAGACGUCCUCUCAGAUGCGGACAUCGUUGAGGAGUAAGAGAACAAGAUUCUGCAGUACUGCAUACAAAUAUGAUUACAUCCUAAGAAUGUUCAAACAAUUUCACCCAUUAAAGCUUCAUGGUAUAAUUUUUUUCAUUGUCAAAUAUCGUUAUCUGAUAGCUCA
Elaeis guineensis (African oil palm) is the source of this 1121-nucleotide messenger RNA. RefSeq names its product (1S)-1,7-diacetoxy-luvungin A aldo-keto reductase. Lineage: Eukaryota; Viridiplantae; Streptophyta; Magnoliopsida; Arecales; Arecaceae. Gene Ontology annotation, molecular function: oxidoreductase activity, acting on the CH-OH group of donors, NAD or NADP as acceptor. The record is from RefSeq and is a predicted model, not a curated record.